This is a messenger RNA of Loa loa (African eye worm), 438 nucleotides long. RefSeq lists its product as hypothetical. Bases 1 to 438 code for a protein of 145 amino acids. The record is from RefSeq and is a predicted model, not a curated record. The transcript has 3 exons. Lineage: Eukaryota; Metazoa; Nematoda; Chromadorea; Rhabditida; Onchocercidae.
AUGGCUGAAGAAAACUCGACACCGGAGGAGAAUAUGAACAACUCGGGGAUGCCAUUCGAGACGAAAAAGCGCAUCAUCGAGGAACGUAUUGCUGAUGUGAAGCAAAGCAUGCUUAAUUUGCGCAUGACAAUGCGCGAAACUACCGAAGCAAGCAAUUUGAAACCAAACAAAGAAGUGCGAGGUGUAUUUUAUCGUGUCAUGAAGUUGCAAAGCAUCGCUAAUAGUGUCUCGGAAAAUUUGAAGAUGCAGCUGGAGGAAUCGAAGAGAAUGCGUGAAAAGAAGCUUUUGGAACACAAACGUCUUCUCGACAAAUCGCGACGCAUCCUGGAUGAAUCCAAAUGUUUGAUUGCGGUUUUCGAAGAAUACGUCAAACAGAAUCGUAAACGCCAGCAGUUUCCUUUGUCAUCCUCAGAGUCCCAUCAAAACAUUAAGAAUUAA